AUGGAAACGAUAUUGCCUUUACUUCUCGGAUACGGAAAUUCACUAUUGAGGUUUCCGGUGGAAGGAAACGUAUCUAGUCUAUUUCGUCUCCAAAGCACUCUACGAUGGCAUGAAUUUCUGGCGGGGCUAAUCAGAGUCAACAAACUAUCGAACUCACUCGAAUUCGAUACAGAUAUCUACAAAUUCUAUGCAGAAGCACUUACUGAUGUUGAGGAUCAGUCCAAGUCUUAUAAUUGUUCAGUCAGAAUAAAAAACAUCAACUGUCUAGCAUUGGAAAUCCUGGAGGAAAAUCUGCCUGGUCUGAAUGUAUCAACCGAUCUUAAGGAGAACAAGAAAAAACCACGAGCUCUAAGACUUUCUAACGAAAAAAUGAAAGAAGAGACCAAAGAAGAACCAACAUUCGAAAUCUGCAAUCAAUCCAAGCAUGCAGAAAUUUUAGCAGGUAUCGAUAUCGAUAGAUGUGCCGAAUCUCUGAAAAGAAGUCGAAAGACCCAGUUGCUAAAGUGUCUUGAAACCAAGAUCCAUUUUGUACCGAUUAUCAAAUCGCAUACAGACCCUAAAUUGGGCGACUGUUCGUACCUUGAUACAUGCCAUAAGCUGAAAACUUGCAAAUAUCUGCACUACUAUCAAACUGUUCCAACCCUAGCAGCUAAUAAGCCCCCUCCUCCCAAUAGCCCAACACUUGAAGUGUUAGCCAGUUACACCAAAGGAGAACCAAUCAGCAAGACAUUGUGUAAACAGCUGCCGGCACAGUGGAUCAAUUGUGAUGUAAGAAAGCUUAAUUUCAACAGACUGGGUAAGUUUGCUGCGAUAAUAGCAGAUCCUCCUUGGAACAUUCACACAAAUUCCAUUGAAUCGAAUGAAACUGAAUUACUGAAGAUUCCAGUUGAUCAGAUACAAGACGAGGGCAUCUUUUUACUUUGGGUUACAGUAAGGUCUACUAGCAUCGGGAGAGCCUGGCUACUGGAAAAUGGUUACACUGUAUCAAGCGAACUGAUCUGGGUAAAAACAAAUCAACUGGGACGAAACAUCUGUACUGGACGUACAGGUCAUUGGCUAAACCACUCAAAAGAACAUCUGUUAGUGGGCAUCAAGGGCAGAUGCACAUGGCUUCAAAGAGGGUUGUUCGACGACAUCAUUCUAGCCUCAACAAGAGAAACUGGUCGAAAACCAGACGAGUUAUAUGUAAUGGUAGAAAAAAUGGUGGGAGAACAUGCACGCAAACUAGAAAUCUUUGGCAAGCAACACAAUGUAAGACCGGGAUGGUUAACAAUCGGAAACCAACUAGAAGGUAACAAUGUCGUUGAAGAUCUCAUUUAG
Molecule: messenger RNA, 1320 nt
Organism: Komagataella phaffii GS115
Lineage: Eukaryota; Fungi; Ascomycota; Pichiomycetes; Pichiales; Pichiaceae
Product: putative mRNA N6-adenosine methyltransferase
Exons: 2
Coding region: 1-1320 (439 amino acids)
Cellular component (GO): RNA N6-methyladenosine methyltransferase complex; nucleus
Molecular function (GO): mRNA m(6)A methyltransferase activity; nucleic acid binding
Source: RefSeq, a predicted model, not a curated record